ACGGAAGCAAGAAUAAAAAAAAGAAAAGGGGUCCAUCCCACAAUCUGAUAAACCCAAAUUCCCACUCCCACAUAUAUAGAGAUCACCAAAAACACUCCUCAAAAGCGCCAAAGAUUCAAACUUUUUUGAUUUUAACACCACCCCAUCAAUCCAAAUCACUUGAACACCUCACGCAACUCACAAAGAUUCGAUCUUUACUCACUUUACUCUAUGAAAUCUUGAUAUUCAAGAACAGUAGUAAGCAAGUAUGGAGCUCUCUAAUGAUGAUAAUACUAAUCUUUCUAGCCCAUUUGGCCAAAUGGGUCAGGGCUUAUCGGAAUCGGAGCUCCGGGAAACGUGUUAUGAGAUCUUGAUCGGAGCUUGCCGGAGCGCCGGUGGGAGUAGGCCUUUAACUUACGUUUCUUCAUCUGUUAAGAGAAAUGUUGAGAAACAGCCUUCAAUUUCGCUUCAGAGGUCUGUUUCUUCGGUGGCGGCGAGUAAGAUGAAGAGGGCUUUGGGAUUGAAGAAGGCUGUGAGGGGUGAUUCGAGUAGGGGAGGUGAUAGGGAGGUGACAAUUGGGGAGCUGAUGAGAGUUCAGAUGAGGGUUUCGGAGCAAACGGAUUCGAGGGUUCGAAGGGGAUUGUUGAGAAUUGCGGCUACUCAGCUUGGAAGACGCAUAGAGUCAGUUGUUCUGCCAUUGGAGUUAUUGCAGCAGUUUAAUUCUUCAGACUUUCCUACAGAAAAAGAAUAUGCAGCAUGGCAGCAAAGAAAUUUAAAGGUACUAGAAGCUGGACUUCUCAAGCACCCAUACCUGCCACUGGAUAAGAACAACACUAGUGCUCAGCAACUUAGGCGGAUUGUACAUAAGUCCUUAAAGAGACCGAUUGAGACUGGUAAGCACAGUGAAUCUAUGCAAAUCCUCCGAGACAUUGUCAUGUCACUUGCUUGCAGAUCAAACGACGGGACUCACUCUGAGAUUUGCCACUGGGCAGAUGGGAUUCCGCUGAAUCUCAGACUCUACCAAAUACUACUUGAAGCUUGUUUUGAUAUUAAUGAUGCAACGUCUGUUAUUGAAGAAGUGGAUGAGGUAUUAGAGCUUAUUAAGAAGACUUGGGUGAUUCUCGGAAUAAAUCAAACUUUUCAUAAUCUCUGCUUUUCUUGGGUUUUCUUUCAUCAUUAUGUUGCUACUGGCCAAGUUGAAAAUGACUUGCUUUUUGCCGCUAAUAACCUGCUGUUGGAUGUUGAAAAAGAUGCAAGAGUGACAAAGGAUCCUGUGUAUUCCAAGACAUUGAGUUCCACGAUGACUACAAUAUUGAAUUGGGCAGAGAAAAAACUCCUCCUUUACCAGAACAAUUUUUUCAGGGGUAAUAUCGACGUGAUGGAAAGUGUCUUAUCCUUCGGUGUAUUGACAGCCAAUAUACUGGAAGACAUCUCCCAUAACUAUAAGAAAAGAAGUGAAAUUGACGUAGCACUUGACAGAGUUGACGCUUACAUAAGGUCAUCCCUGCGCAAAGCUUUUUCUGAGGCAAGAGACCGGAUAUAUUUGAGCAGACGGUCGGCGAAACAUCAGCAAAAUUCCCCUCCUUUCCUUUGCAUACUUGCUCAAGAAAUUAUCGACCUGGCCUAUAAUGAAAAGGAAAUCUAUAGUCCGAUUCUGAAGAGAUGGCAUCCGUUAGCCACUGGUGUAGCUGUUGCCACCUUACAUGCUUGCUAUGGAAAUGAGUUAAAGCAAUUUGUUUCUGUUAAUAGUGAGCUGACACCUGAUAACUUACAAGUGCUAAUUGCUGCCGAUAAGCUAGAAAAAGAUCUCGUGCAUAUGGCAGUUGAAGAUUCGGUGGACAGUGAGGAUGGUGGGAAAUCAAUAAUUCAGGAGAUGACUCCUUAUGAGGCUGAAGGUGUUAUCGCGAACUUGAUAAAAUCAUGGACACGGACGAGAAUAGAAAGCCUCAAGGAAUCAGUUGACAGAAAUCUUCAGCAAGAGACCUGGAACCUACAUUCAAACAAGGAUCAAAUUGCUUCAUCAGCAGCAGCGAUUCUGCGGACAGCAAAUGAAACAUUGGAGGGAUUCUUUAUGUUGCCAAUACCUCAGCAUUCUGCAUCAUUAUCCGACUUAAUAAAUGGUCUUGAUAGAUGCUUUCAACAGUAUAUACUGACUGCAAAAUUUGGCUGCGGAUCUCGAAGUGAUUUCAUCCCAGCAUUGCCCGUUUUGACUAGAUGUACAGCCGGCUCAAAACUUCCUGGUCUGUUUAGAAAGAAAGAUAAAUUGAUCCAGAGGAGGAAGUCUCAAGGGGAGACUACAGAUGAGAAUGAUUAUUUUGGAAUCCGAGAACUUUGUGUACGCAUUAAUAGUUUUCACCAUAUCCGUAAAUGUGUAGAUGUUCUGGAGAAGAAGACAGUGGAUCAUUUGAAAAAUAAUGGGUCUACUCAUUUGGAUAAUACUAUAGUAACAAAGUUUGAUCUUUCACGGGCUACCUGUGUGGAAGGGGUCCAGUCACUCUGCAUGGCAACUGCAUACAAAAUUGUGUUUCAAGAUUUGAGCCAUGUCCUCUGGGAUGGUCUAUAUAUAGGGGAAGUUUCCUCUUCCAGAAUACAGCCGUUCCUAAAGGAGCUAGAACAAUAUUUAGAGAUUAUAGCAUCAACAGUCCACGACAGAGUUCGGACACGCCUAAUUACUGACGUAAUGAAAGCUGCUUUUGAUGGAUUUUUACUGGUGUUGCUUGCUGGCGGGCCCUCUCGUGCUUUUAAUGUACAUGAUUCUGCAGUAAUAGAGGAGGAUUUCAGGCUUCUUACAGAUCUAUUUUGGUCUGGCGGAGAUGGAUUGCCAACUGAUUUAAUAGAAAAAUUUGCAAGCACGGUGAGAUUUGUUCUUCCUUUAUUUCGCACCGAGACAGAAAGUCUUAUAGAAGAAUUCAAGUCUUCAAUAAUGGAAGAGUUUGGUACCUCUGCUAAAUCGAGGCUUCCUCUACCUCCAACCUCAGGUCAGUGGGAUCCAAAUGAAUCUAAUACGAUUUUGCGAGUUUUGUGUCAUCGGAAUGACAAAUUGGCGACAAACUUUCUUAAAAAGGCCUACAAUCUGCCAAAAGAACUGUGACCAACUUCCAAUGAUCUGAACAGAUACAUUACUAACUUCAUACACGCAGCUGCAAUGGCUCCCUGCUUUUAGAAAACAUUAAAACGGUACAUAAUAUUUACUGUUGUAAUACUAUGUACACUUCAUAGUUCUGUUUUUUGCUUCAAACUGCUAUCACUUACUGUUCAAAAGCGUACUGAGUUUAUUUACACUGAAUAAAAUCAGCAUUUGACCAAUUCGUACAAGAUAUUGGUCAGUCAAUUUGUUCAA
Messenger RNA from Daucus carota subsp. sativus, 3319 nucleotides. Its product is annotated as protein unc-13 homolog. The transcript has 5 exons. The record is from RefSeq and is a predicted model, not a curated record. NCBI's taxonomy places the organism in Eukaryota, Viridiplantae, Streptophyta, Magnoliopsida, Apiales, Apiaceae. Bases 248 to 3070 code for a protein of 940 amino acids.